UGAUUAGCGCGUGGUAAAGUUUACAGUCGGUGUCUUCGGUAUGUUUGAGCUGUCAGUUGUUUGUCGCUUUAUUGCCGUAUGUUAUUUGUAUUACCGCAUUUGAUGAGAUAAAGACUCAUCUCUGUGAUAAUGAUGGAUGCAGGAAUUCAGAGUCAUCCCAAUUUUGAGAUGUUGGCCCAGAUAGGUAAUGGUGCAUACGGCACUGUUUACCGUGCACGUUCAGCGAGUGGCCAAAUUGUGGCUGUAAAGAAAGUCCGUGUGAACCUUUCUGCUGAUGGUAUACCUUUGUCUACACUUCGGGAAGUUGUUCUUUUGAAGGAAUUGGCUCAGUAUGAACAUCCGAAUAUAGUGAAACUACUGGAUGUCUGCACGGGUCAUAGAACAGAAACCGAUCUGUAUCUGUUUUUAGUGUUUGAACAUUUGGAGCAGGAUUUGUCUAAUUACAUUGAAAAGUGUCCCCGGUCUGGCAUGGGAGCAAGCUUGGUGAGAGACAUUAUGUUCCAGACUCUGAGUGGUGUUGAUUUUCUCCAUAGUAAGCGUGUAAUUCAUCGAGAUCUGAAACCUCAGAACAUCCUGAUUUCUUCUUCAGGAACAGUGAAGUUAGCAGACUUUGGGCUGGCUAAGACUUACGACUUUGAAAUGCUACUUACUUCUGUUGUUGUAACCAUAUGGUAUCGUGCUCCAGAGGUUCUUCUCAACUCAACAUAUGCUACACCAGUUGAUAUCUGGUCAUGUGGUUGUAUUAUGGCUGAAUUGUUUCUUCUGCGUCCUAUAUUUUGUGGAACAUCAGAAGUUGAUCAACUGGACAAGAUAUUCAGCAUCUUAGGAACACCUCCUGAAACAAGUUGGCCAGAGCAGACACCAUUACCUUGGUCUGUUUUCAAAAACUACACAGCUGCUGACCUGGAAGGGAUGAUGCCUGAUUGCUCCCCAGAUGGUCUGAAUCUUUUGCAGAAUUUGUUGAUGUUUGACCCUUGUCAGAGAAUCAGUGCUGCAAAAGCCUUAGCUCAUCCUUAUUUCAAGGAGCAUGGAUACAUUGCACGCUAGUGGAACUGUAUUUACUUGAAUUCUCAGAAGAAAGAGGAAUGUGCACAAGUACUUUGAGUUGAUAAAAGACUGCAAUAAAAUAAACAGUUUUGCUCACUCUAUCACACUCCAUUCCUGAAAAACUCAAUAUUGUGUAUGUAUAUGAAACAGAUGUUAGAACAUGUUCAUAUUCUGAAAACACAUAUGAUAAGUUUUAGAUAUGGGCAUAUUUUCAGUCCAUAAAUGUUGAAGAGUGAUGGAAAUUAUACAUGAUAGUUAAAAGGCAUUGUAAUGAGGUUUUUAUUAAAUUUUCAUUCACUUAAAAAGUGCCACUGCUCAUAACUUUUGUAAUAUUAAAAGAAAAUGCAGGUUAUAAAGUCAAGAAUAAGUAAGGAAUUGUCUCAAGUCAGUUAAUGGUCCAAUUACAUACAUUUUGUAAUAAUCGUCAGAAUGUGUAGAAUUAGAAACCAGUAUGUAUUCCUGUGGACUGUACCAUCUCAGUAGUAUUGGCAUUUGUAUUUUGAGCUUUAAUGGUGAGUUCAAGAAUGUUGCAGCUUUCGACUUUAAUGUUGAAUUUGAGAGAUGUUUGCAUGUUAUGUGAGUUUUUUGAAUUAGUUUAAGUACUGAGUUACAGCCACCAUUUUGUAUCUCAAUUUUUGUGCAAGGUAAUGUUUGCUGUGUGCCUUGCAACAGAGUGACGAAAUUUUCAUUUUCUUUGAAAUGCUAAAGAAAAUGGAAUGUGUGUUUUAAAUUCAUUGGAGCUUUUACAUCAAGAAUAUAUAUUUGUUGUGGCGUUACAGAGUAUCCCAUGGAUAUUUUGAAGUUGUACACAGUAAUUAUAUUAUUGGUACUCAACAAAUGGGCAUUCUCACAUCCAUGUUAUUAGUACAGAAGCCCCACCCCUCCCCAACCCCAUGAAAAAUGAGUGAUCGUAGGGCAAUGAAACUUUGUGGAAACAUUUGUAAGGGCUUGUGGAAGGAAAAUAAUGAAUAAACCUCUGGAAGAAACACAUACUAAUUUCCAGAUGAGAGGCUUCAAAUCUGGUGAUCUUGUUGGUUACACAGUUUGGAACAAUUAGCCAAUGGUUCUGUUUUCUUUAAAUGUAUUACAGACUAAGACAGUGACCUCACAAGCAGUGUGAGUUGGAGUUCUAUAGUACAUUGAAACAUGUGAGGCCAAAGCACCUACCUCCCAUAAAGAGGUACCACUUGCUGAUAAGCAUAUCACAGUACAUGUGCUGUUCAGACUGCAUGUCUUUGGUCCUUUGGGAGUUACUCGAAGAAAAAUGGAGCAAUCAUGAACUGUACAGUGAAGCCACACCACACAGUGAUGCAUUCAGUAUGCAGGGCAACUUCAAAAAUGUUUGUGGGCAAUGACUGUCCCCAAAUUUGAGUGUGUUCACUGUCCCAUUGAGUGUAAUGUGUGUUUCACCACUCCGCAAAGUGUUCCAAGGCCACAGGUCGUCAACUUUAACCCUUGCAAGAAACAUAGGAACAAAAUCUACUUGAAUGUCUGCAUCACAUGGCAAAAGUUGGUGAGUAAUGUGAGGUUUGUACAUAUACCAUUUCACAAUUGAUCACAGCACUUUUUGAGUGAUGGAGCAUGCAAUGUUCAACUAUUGUAACACAUUUUGUGCACUGAUUGGAGCUCACACAUUGCCUCCAGCAUUCUCAGCUUUGGCAACAGUAACUUUUUCAACAAUUUGUAGUGCAAUUGGCAGUCACUUCUCCAGUGAGCUAACCGAAUCAUUUGCCGAUCAUUCCAAACUGUGUAACCACCUAGAUCACCAGAUUUGAACCCUCUCAAGUGGAAAUCAAAAUGUGUUACUUUCAGUGAUUUAUUUGUUAUUUCACUUCCAUGUGUUCACACAAAUUUUUCCAUAAAGUUUCAUUGACCCACAAUCACUUGUUUUUCAUGUGGCCCUAUUAAGUAGCAAAAGUUUAAUUAUAAUGAUCCUGUAUUUAUUAUAAAAAUGUGUGAGCUGUUCAUGUAUAAUAUAGAGAUACAUAUUAGUCAUCUGGGGAGUAGCAAAUAUUAUAGACUUAGUAAAAAAUUUUACAUUGUUUUGAUAUUGUUAAUAUUCAGUUUUCAUGUGUGUUGAAAAUUAGCAUCUCAACAAUGAUUAAUUUUAAGUUUGUAGUACUAUAAAAUCUUCGGAUAAACCUCAGAGCUGUGAAUGAUGUGCCUUUGUUUAAUAGUCUGUUCAUUGGAUGAUGUGCAGAAACCAGUUAAUACUGGUACUAGAUGUUUGUACUCAGUGUCCACAAAAUGUAUUAAAUUUUAAUAUUGUUAUAACAUUUGCAAAACAUGACUUAUUUCUUGUA
Schistocerca serialis cubense is the source of this 3350-nucleotide messenger RNA. Its product is annotated as cyclin-dependent kinase 6-like. Gene Ontology annotation, biological process: regulation of G2/M transition of mitotic cell cycle; protein phosphorylation; regulation of gene expression. The transcript has 2 exons. Bases 130 to 1047 code for a protein of 305 amino acids. Gene Ontology annotation, molecular function: cyclin binding; ATP binding; cyclin-dependent protein serine/threonine kinase activity. The record is from RefSeq and is a predicted model, not a curated record. Gene Ontology annotation, cellular component: cyclin-dependent protein kinase holoenzyme complex; nucleus; cytoplasm. Lineage: Eukaryota; Metazoa; Arthropoda; Insecta; Orthoptera; Acrididae.